Pyricularia pennisetigena is the source of this 1128-nucleotide messenger RNA. RefSeq lists its product as uncharacterized. Bases 1 to 1128 code for a protein of 375 amino acids. The record is from RefSeq and is a predicted model, not a curated record. Gene Ontology annotation, biological process: peptidyl-proline hydroxylation to 4-hydroxy-L-proline. NCBI's taxonomy places the organism in Eukaryota, Fungi, Ascomycota, Sordariomycetes, Magnaporthales, Pyriculariaceae. The transcript has 2 exons. Gene Ontology annotation, molecular function: procollagen-proline 4-dioxygenase activity. Gene Ontology annotation, cellular component: endoplasmic reticulum.
AUGGCUACCACAAAUCAUAGACGGCCAAAGUCACCAUCAAGGCCCCCAAGGAAUCAAGAGACGGGAAGCAGAUACCUUCUCAAGAGCUUUCUGUCUGGAGUCUUGGCUGUCCUGGGAGCCUUGACCUACUAUAUUGCUUCAGGCCAAGUUGGAGCAGAGACCGCACAGUGGCUGGCAGACCAUGCCUCGAUCAUACCUGCCACUGGAAAUCUGGCCAGGCUGCUUGCCAACCCAGUUCAGCAGGCUGUCAAUCCAAUCCAAGAGGUUGCAAGCUCGGUCCAGCAGAUCGACACGCCUACUCCCAGGCAUAUUAUUGUCUCUUACCAACCACUAAUCAUUAUACUGGAGGACUUCCUUUCCCAAGGUGAAGCAGCUUACAUUGAGAAUUUAGCGCAAGGAGGUGGCUAUAAUGUCUCGCAUAGAGGGGAGUCUACCGUCCCGAGCUCGCCGAGAAGCUUGAAGUUUUCCGUUCCCACCACGGACCCCAUCCUGCAACGUGUAGUCACACGGGCCUCGAGCUUUCAGGGCUUUCUGCCGAAAGAACGAAUGCACGCAAAGGUGAUAAGGUACGCCGCCGGCCAGCGAGAAAAGCCACAUUAUGUCCAGUCACAUCGUGAGAAGCCGCGGAAGGCCGCUCGCAAUGGCGAGGCGACGAAUGCAUGCAUGGUUGCUGGGGCGAAACCAAGGCACAACGAUGCAGACAACGCGAGGGCGCAUGGCCACAGAAGAGGCCAUCACAAGCAAUCCCACCACCAUAGCCGACGCAAAAAGGGGCUGAACCCUGGGUUCGGAUGUCAUAGCAACGGCGUCAGCGUCGCGGAUAGGCCCGAAUGGGAAGCGACAAUAUCGGUCGUUCUCAAGGCGACUUGUGGCGGCGGCUGCGGCACGCAGUUCCCCAAGAUACAUAUCGACUGGUCGACAGAGGAUCGUCGCUGGUGUGACCUCGUGGAUUGUGAUGAGAAGGUUCUCACCAUCAAGGCGAAGCCAGGAAACGCAAUCUUUUGGAAGAAUACCAAUGCCGUGGGCGGCCGUGACGAUGCCACUUUGCACACGAGUUUGUCGGUGCCGAACGGCAACAAGGUCGAGUUGAACAUUUGGACACUCAACGGGAUGCUGCCAGCUGCGUAG